Molecule: messenger RNA, 2049 nt
Organism: Maniola jurtina (meadow brown)
Lineage: Eukaryota; Metazoa; Arthropoda; Insecta; Lepidoptera; Nymphalidae
Product: sensory neuron membrane protein 2-like
Exons: 10
Coding region: 482-2041 (519 amino acids)
Cellular component (GO): membrane; cytoplasm
Molecular function (GO): scavenger receptor activity
Source: RefSeq, a predicted model, not a curated record
CAGUCUCCAUACAUCUAUCAAGCAUGUAACAAGUUACAGUGCUCCAUUAAUUAUUAUUUAUGUAAUAUAUACAACAUAAAUAUUUAAAUAUAUAAAAUGUACGGCUUGGAAGGACGAUGCAAUAUUAAUAAUUGUGUGCUUUGAUCGUUAGUCAGCCAUUUUUAUUUAUCGGAAAAAGAGAAUAAGGAAUUCUAUACCUUAACACGUGCGAAGAGUCUUUUAAAAUUACAAUUGUUUAUGAUACAGUACAAGCCGGUCACGGCAACGUAUUUUCAAAUAAACAAUAAAGAAACAGCAAAUAUUUUUAUUAUUUCUGAUAAAUAUUUGUGUUAACAAAUAUCGAUUCAAUAUUGACAUUAUUAUUUUAAUUUUUUAUAUCCUGUUUUACAAAACUGAAGUGAUGGUUUCGUUUUCGUUGGAAAAAAAUGGUAAUUUCAUCAACUGAAUUUUUGUGUUAGUGUACAAAGUGAAAUUUUUCAAAAUGUUGGGAAAAAACGCGAAACUAUUUUUCGGCGUGUCGAUGUGUGUGCUGAUUGCUGCCAUAGUGUUGGCGACAUGGGGAUUCCCAAAAAUUGUCCAGAGUCAAAUUAAUAAGAAUUUACGGCUGGAAAAUUCAUCGGCCAUGUUUGAGAAAUGGCGCGUAAUGCCCAUCCCGCUGACGUUCAAAGUGUACGUCUUCAACGUGAUCAACGCUGAGGACGUCAACGAAGGAGCGAAGCCUAUAUUGAACGAAAUAGGCCCCUACGUCUAUAAAGAAUACAGAGAGAAGAGGAUCUUGGGCUACGGAGAGAAUGACACCAUCAGGUACAUGCUGAAGAAGACAUUCUACUUCGACAAGGAGGCGUCGGGAAACCUCACGCAAGACGACGACGUCACUGUCAUCAACUAUACCUAUUUGGCUGCUCUGCUAACGGUGCACGAGCUGAUGCCCAGCGCGGUGGGCCUGGUCAACUCGGCUCUCGGCAGCUUCUUCACCAACCUCACCGACCCGUUCCUGAGGGUCAAAACGCGAGACCUUUUCUUUGACGGCAUCUUCCUCAACUGUGCUGGAGAAAAUUCCGCUUUGAGUUUGGUGUGCGGAAAAAUAAAAUCAGAUAAACCACCCAACAUGCGGCUCACAGAGGACGGCAACGGGUUCUACUUCUCCAUGUUUAAUCACCUGAACACAACAGAAUCCGGUCCAUACAACAUGGUCCGCGGCACAGAGAACAUCCAGGAGUUGGGGCAUAUAGUGGCCUACAACGACUUGACCACCAUGCGGCAGUGGGGCGACCCCUACUGCGGCCAGCUCAACGGCUCAGAUGGGUCCAUAUUCCCACCGAUGAACCUGGGACCACCUGAGAGGGUUUAUAUUUAUGAACCGGAAAUAUGCAGAUCGCUGUAUAUAAGCCUGGUUGGCGAGAGGAAUAUUUUCAACAUCAGCGCGUAUUUGUAUGAAAUGGACGAGAGCGCACUCGCCUCGAAGCUCUACAAUCCAGAUAACAAGUGCUUUUGCAAGAAAAAUUGGAGCGCGAACCACGAUGGCUGUCUGCUCAUGGGGCUCCUCAACCUCGGCCCGUGUAAGGGUGCUCCCGCCCUCGCCUCACUGCCUCACUUCUAUCUCGGCUCCGAGGAAUUGCUGGAGUACUUCGAUGGAGGCCUCAGCCCCAAUAAAGACAAACAUGAGAGCUAUGCUUAUCUUGACGCGACCACGGGCGUGGUGCUGAAGGGCGCACAGCGUCUGCAGUUCAACAUCGAGCUCCGGAAUAUGAAGGCUGUCCCGCAGCUGGAGAACGUGCUCACUGGGGUCUUCCCGAUGAUGUGGAUUGAGGAGGGAGCAGAAAUCCCAGCCGACCUCCGCGAGGAGUUGCACCAGGCACACACCCUCCUGGGCUACGUGGAGGCAGUGCGCUGGGCUCUGCUGGGCCUCGCCAUCCUGCUGUGCGUCGCAGCUGCCGCGUGCGUGUCGCGCGCCGGCCUCAGCCCGUGCAAGCGACACCACAGCAGCGUCAGCUUCAUACUGAGGCCGGGGAACAACUUUGACGUCAAUAAAGGGCAAUAGAUAAUGUG